Molecule: messenger RNA, 2922 nt
Organism: Phaeoacremonium minimum UCRPA7
Lineage: Eukaryota; Fungi; Ascomycota; Sordariomycetes; Togniniales; Togniniaceae
Product: putative f-box wd repeat-containing protein 1a protein
Exons: 1
Coding region: 1-2922 (973 amino acids)
Molecular function (GO): protein binding
Source: RefSeq, a predicted model, not a curated record
AUGGCCCUCCUAGACGAACUCCCCACCAGCGUCAUCGCCGAGAUCGUCAUCCAGCUGAACCCCCGCCUCUACAUCGACUUCAUAAGACACUUACCCGCCGAGAUAUGCCUCAAGAUCCUGGGCUAUCUCGACCCUGUCUCCCUCAUCCACGUCGCACAGACAUGCCGAGCCUGGUACGAUCUGGCCCUGGACCGCAAGCUGUGGGAGAAGCUAUACUACCUCGAGGGAUGGAAGGCCGUCACGUCAGAGAUCCAGGCUUGGGAGGAGAAGGUAAACGACGGGCUUAAUCUGUCCGCUCAGGGACAACUCCAACGAGUGACAUCGUCAGAAGACGGCCAUGUCUUCAAGAAGCGGGCAAUAUCGUUGUCUCCGCGCAUGGACAAUGACCGGGACUACAUCAUGUCAGAUCUCGAUCGGCCUCUCCGCCAGGAGCCAAGGGACGUCGAGAUGGGUGAAGGGAGCAGCAUAUUCGGGGGACCGGGCAACAUGACGAGAAGCUCCAUGACUCCCGCGAUGGGCAACCUCGACAUGGGCGGCUCCGGCUCGAGCUGGAGUUCGGCCAAGGGGAAGAGCAUCGACAAAGGCAAGGGCAAGGCCCUAUCGCCCCCUCUGAACCCUACUUUCGUCAAGGAAGACUCGCUGCCCGAGAUGGUACCGUCUGAGCUCCCUGCCGGACUACCAAAGUCGACGCUGUGGAUGUGGGAUUCUGCGUCAGGCCGCUACAAGAUCAACUGGAAGUAUCUCUACACCCUGAGGAGGAGGCUCGAGUCCAACUGGGAGCUCGGAAAGUUCAAAAACUUCCAGCUACCCCAUCCCGACCACCCGGAGGAAGGACACAAUAAUGAAUGCAUCUACAGCUUGCAGUACAACUCAGAAUACCUCGUCAGCGGCAGUCGAGACCGGACGCUACGGAUAUGGAAUCUACAGACUAGGAGGCUGGUUCGCGAUCCGCUAGUAGGCCACAAUGGCUCAGUUCUGUGUCUACAAUUCGACUCAGACCCCGACGAGAACCUCAUCGUGUCGGGAAGCAGCGACUCGGAUGUCAUCCUCUGGGAGUUUUCCACCGGCAGACUGAUUCAGCGUCUGCGUAAGGCACAUCGCGAGUCUGUCUUGAAUGUCAAGUUUGACAAGCGGAUACUUGUCACCUGCUCCAAAGACAAGAGCAUCAAGAUAUUCAACCGCAGACCCCUCCGCCCCGGCGACCCCGGCUAUGGCGAUCUCCCCGUCAACCCCGUACCCGUUCACCUGAAGAACUACGGUUACGACCUACCGUCCGCUCUGGACCAACUUCCCAUCAAGCCCGCCUAUACCAUGAUUGGCAGCCUAGAGGGCCACGGAGCCGCCGUGAAUGCCGUGCAGAUCGUCGAUAAGGAGGUCGUAUCUGCUAGUGGCGAUCGAUCCAUCAAGGUCUGGGACUGGCAGAGCGGUAUCUGCCGGCGGACGUUCCUGGGCCACGGCAAGGGCAUCGCGUGCGUCCAGUAUGACGGCAAGCGGAUCGUCUCCGGCAGUAGUGACAACGAGGUGAAGGUGUUCUGUCGUCAGUCGGGCGUCGAGGUUGCGAGCCUCAGGUCCCACUCCGACCUGGUGCGCACUGUCCAGGCUGGCUUUGGCGACCUGCCGUACAGCGCCGAGGAGGACGCCGCCGAAGCUAAGAAGGUCGAUGAGGCGUACUUCAAGGCACUGGAAGAGGGCAAGGUGUCCAGCACACCCCAGCGAGGCCGACCCGGUAAUGCCGGUAGCAGACGGCCGGAGGACAUCACUGCGUACGGAGCUAGAUUGCCACCCGGUGGUGGAGGUGGAAGGUACGGACGAAUUGUCUCGGGAUCCUAUGAUAAGAGCAUAAUUAUCUGGAGACGAGAUAAGGAGGGCAUCUGGAAGCCGCAGCACCACCUCAAGCAAGAAGAGGCGGCGACAGCUGCUCAGCGCCACAACGCUCCAGGUUCCAUCAUCCCACUCCAUCCCUCCGUACGACCCGCUGCACCUGGUACCAAUCCCGGAACAGGUUCACCUACAGCCACAAGUGCUGCCCCUGCGGCCCCAACUGCAGGUCCCAGCGCCAUAAUGCCAGUUGCCCCGGUCGUACCAGGGCCGUCAACUAUCCCGGCCAUUCCACACUUCACUCACCCGAACCAGAUCGUCCAGAUCGAAGAACCCAUCAUCGCGACCAUGACCCCCUCAUCUCAACAGUCCUAUGCCCAGCUGAUCGACCUCAUCGUUCCACAGGGCGUCCACGCCUUGCAGCAGGCACUCGCCAGCUAUCCUACCAUGCUGACGCUACACAGCCACCUACAAGCUGCCAUCGACCGGGAGCCGAGCACAUUCGUGAGGUCGCAGCUUCGCCAGGCGGUCAGCACGGCGCUUGUGCGGACCCAACUCGCCCACGCAAGGGCCAGACAGGUUGGGCUACAGCAAGCUGCCAUGGGAUCGAUCAACCCGGCCGGACCGGCCACGAUGGGAGAGUCUUCGGCGUCUGGUGCGCAGCAGGCACAGGCGGGUCAACAGCCCCUUGUCGCAACUGGGACCACCGGCAAUGCGAGUGCACACGCGUCGGCGCAGGCAGAGACGAGCGCUGGCCCGGCAGGAGGGCAGUUGAUCGCUCAGGCUGAUCCGGUUGCUUCUGCAUCCGGAGCUCCACCAACUAUACCGGCAGCGGCGGCGGCUACUGCUGCUGCUCCUCAUCACAAUGCUGCUGCGCCUGCUCAACCACACGGGGCGGGCCAAGCGGCAGCGGCUCAGCAUCACCCGCAUAUCGCCGGCGCUGGUGCUACCGAUGCAGCGAACCCGGCUAGGGUGUACAAGCUGCAGUUCGACGCCCGCAGGAUCAUCUGUUGUAGCCAGACCAGCGUGAUUGUGGGCUGGGACUUCUGCAAUGGCGACCCGGAGCUGGAAGAGGCGGCCAAGUUCUUCGCGACUGUGGAUUGA